This is a messenger RNA of Microcebus murinus (gray mouse lemur), 1635 nucleotides long. RefSeq names its product DnaJ heat shock protein family (Hsp40) member B6 (gene DNAJB6). Lineage: Eukaryota; Metazoa; Chordata; Mammalia; Primates; Cheirogaleidae. The record is from RefSeq and is a predicted model, not a curated record. Gene Ontology annotation, molecular function: Hsp70 protein binding.
GCCGCCGCCUGACGUACUUCCUGUUUGUUGUUGGAGAAAGGAGAGAAAGGAAAGCGCGAGGAGCCGCAGCCGCCACCAGCACAGCCGAGCCAGCACCGAGAGGAUCCCCGGGCCGCCGCCCCCUCCCUGCUUCCCGCCGCCGGCCUCCCGUGUCCUCGGACCUGUUCCCACAAUCAGUUAAAACAUGGUGGAUUAUUAUGAAGUCCUAGGCGUGCAGAGACAUGCCUCAGCCGAGGAUAUUAAAAAGGCGUAUCGAAAACUGGCACUGAAGUGGCACCCGGAUAAAAACCCUGAGAAUAAGGAAGAAGCAGAGAGAAAAUUCAAACAAGUAGCUGAGGCGUAUGAGGUGUUAUCAGAUGCUAAGAAACGGGACAUCUAUGACAAGUACGGCAAAGAAGGAUUAAAUGGUGGCGGAGGAGGUGGAAGUCAUUUAGACAAUCCAUUUGAGUUUGGCUUCACAUUCCGUAACCCAGAUGACGUCUUCAGGGAAUUUUUUGGCGGAAGGGACCCAUUUUCAUUUGACUUCUUUGAAGACCCGUUUGAGGACUUUUUUGGGAAUCGGAGGGGUCCCCGAGGAAGCAGAAACCGAGGAACAGGGUCGUUUUUCUCUGCCUUCGCUGGAUUUCCAUCUUUUGGAGGUGGAUUUUCUUCUUUUGAUACAGGAUUUACUUCAUUCGGGUCACUAGGUCAUGGGGGCCUCACUUCGUUCUCUUCCACGUCAUUUGGUGGUGGUGGUGGGAUGGGCAACUUCAAGUCUGUGUCAACUUCUACCAAGAUAGUUAAUGGCAGAAAGAUCACCACAAAGAGAAUUGUCGAGAAUGGUCAAGAAAGAGUAGAAAUUGAAGAAGACGGCCAGUUAAAGUCCUUAACAAUAAAUGGUGUGGCCGACGAAGACGCCCUGGCGCAGGAAUGCCUGCGGAGAGGCCAGAGCGCCCUGCCGGUCCGGCCCGCCAGCGCCCAGCCCGCCAGUGUCCAGCCUCCCAACAUCCAGCCUGCCAGCGUCCAGCCUGCCAGCGUCCAGCCCGCCUGCACCCGGCCCGCCAGCGCCCGCUCGCCGAAGCCACAGCGGCCGGCCUCGGUGCUCAGACCCGCGCCCCACCACGCCCGCGAGGAGGAGGGUGCACAGCACCGCCCGAGGGGCCCCGGGCCCUGGGACCCCGCCGUGUCCUCAGCAGGGGUCAAGGAAGUUGGCAAGAGGAAGAAGCAGAAGCAGAAAGAGGAGUCGAAGAAGAAGAAGCCGCAGACCAAGGGCAACCACUAGACGGGACUGGCCGGGCACGCGGCACGCGGCGCUGGGGGGGCGUCGGCGCGGGCCUUGCUCCGUGCGCGGCUGUGCACGCCAUAGGUAGCAGCAUCUCGGUCGGUACUUGUCCCAAGGCCACACCCACCUUAGUCGGGAUUGACAGCAGGAAUACGGACGUGUGAUCAUGCAUCUGUCGGGCAGGGGCGCCGGGGUUCGGGAGCCGGGGCGGCGGGCAGCGGCAGCAGCUCGGGGCGCGGCCUCCAGUCCCUGCCCUGCCCUGCCCGCGUCUCCCCCGCGCCGUCCCGGGCCUCUGGCCGGUCCCCGCCCCGUCACACUGCUGAGACAGGCGUAGCUGUAGAAGUACAAUAAGGGCCAGGCAGUCCCUGAGCACG